AUGAGCGACCGAGAUAGCGUCGCGUCGGUCGAUGAGAGGAGUAAUCUGGAGGAAGAGAUACCACUAACGGAAGAGGAGGCGGCUUCACGAGAUGCCUUUGUGGCUUCGGUGCGAGAACUGUACGAUGCGGGAACACCGUUCUUCACCAAGGAGAUGAUUCAGCUUGCGCAAGAUCAGGUUGACCAGAUUGCGGAGGGUUCGAUAUCACCAGAAAAAGUAGACCGCCUUGGUUUUGAUGGUAAAAUGCAUUCGCAAUGUUUUCCGCCUUCGUUUUUCACGAAAAUAGAGGAUGAAAUCCUCUUCCCCAUUGUUGGGUACAACUCGUUCGAGUCAUUAACUAUGUUGCCGCCAAAUCGUCUAGGCGACAACUUGUUUAUUUCUGUCCGCAUCUCUGGCUUAUACAGGUCGAUAAAUGAACUGCCGGAUAUUUCGCAAGAUGAUGCGAGGUGUGCAUUCGACAAGUGUUUCGACCUAUGGGAACAAGGCGAGGAGUGGGCAGAUUUGAAAGAGCGGAUUCGGCCGCAUCUUUCACGGCUGCCAGUGACCAUUGACAAGAUUAUCGGGUUUGGGCUCGGCGUUCUGACGACGGAAACCAGGUGUAACGUUGACAAUGAAUGGGUAAAGCGCUGUAGCGAACAACACGCUUUGAUGCUCACGUUGGCCAAGAUGUUUCGAGAACACACUGGCAACAGUGUCAAGUGUUUUGCCCAAGACCCCGCGUAUUCCAACACUUGCAAGGAUAUUCUUGGCAAGAGAGGCGUUGACAUUGUCCACGGAGACACGGGGUUUCUUUUGGUGGACGAGAACUCCAUUGUAUUGUCAUUUUCUCCCAAUGUCCCCGUUCGACAGGUGAUUGCGGACCUGACUCGUCCGGCAAUGAUGGUAUGCAAUUUGAUUUCCAAGCCCACGAGAACUGAGUGGCGGCGAUGUGGAGGUGUUUCCGUCAGCCCUUACACCACAGAUCCUGUUUCGCCGCGAGUCAUGGCCUUGAAAGAAGGAUACAUCGAGUUACCCAUCAACACUGUAGUGUCGCUAGGCGAGUCCGCGGUAUAUAUACGAGAUGAAAAGACCUCGAAACCGCCCCAAGCUCAAGGCACAUCUUCGUAG
Metarhizium acridum CQMa 102 is the source of this 1107-nucleotide messenger RNA. RefSeq lists its product as uncharacterized. NCBI's taxonomy places the organism in Eukaryota, Fungi, Ascomycota, Sordariomycetes, Hypocreales, Clavicipitaceae. The record is from RefSeq and is a predicted model, not a curated record.